AUGGAGACCAAACUAAAAGUUGCAAUCCUCGUUGUCUCAGACACUGCCUCGAAAGACCCCGCUUCUGACAAGGUUGUCGAUGCACUUACGCCUAUCUUGGCCGCAGAGGGGAAGUGGGAACCCCCCGCAUUCAGGAUCGUCCCGGACAGCGUGUUGGAGAUCCAGCAAUCCAUAUACGACUGGGCCGAUAGCCCUAAUUGGUACAACCUCAUCCUCCUUAGUGGAGGAACAGGAUUUGCUAUCAAGGACAAUACCCCUGAAGCCGUGUCCCCCCUAAUCCAACGCCAUGCGCCGGGACUAGUACACGGCAUGAUUGCUGCCUCCUUGAAAGUAACCCCCUUUGCUAUGAUGGCCAGACCAGUUGCUGGUGUCCGUAAUAAGACUUUGAUUAUUACCUUGCCCGGUUCACCUAAAGGAGCCAUGGAGAACCUCGACGCUGUUGUUAAACUUCUUCCGCAUGCUUGUCUGCAGUCUGCUGGGGCCAAUUCACGGGACCUCCAUUCUAGAGGUGUGAAGAAGCUAGAAUCAGAGGCUGGUGUUGGUGAUCAUCAACAUCAUCACCACCACCAUAAUCACCACCAUCAUGGCCAUGACCAUGGACAUGGACAUAAGGUUCCAAAAGCGCAUACGUCGCCGUCAGAGAGACCACAGUCCAACGACCCUAGCGCGGGCCCUAACCGGCGCUAUCGCUCCUCACCCUACCCAAUGCUGUCUGUAGAUGAAGCUCUUCGGCGGAUCAAUGAGCAAACUCCCGAGCCAGAAGUUGUUGAGGUCCCAGUUACCACAUCCUUGGUUGGAUCGGUGAUCGCCGAAGACAUCUACGCCGCAGAGGCCGUGCCAGCGUAUCGAGCUAGUAUCGUGGAUGGCUACGCUGUCAUUGCACCAGACUCUAGCACCGCCGGCCAGUCCACGAAGGGUAUAUUCCCUGUAGCAUCCAUUACCCAUGCCAAUGUCGGCGGGAAUCUAGAGCCAUUGCAACCGGGGACCAUAGCUAGAAUUACCACUGGCGCCCCUCUCCCCCCAAAUGCGAAUGCCGUAGUCAUGGUUGAGGAUACGACCUUGGACUCGUGCACACCUGACGGCAAGGAAGAAGCGACAGUCGAAAUCCUCGCCGAUGAUAUUGAGCCCGGCGAGAAUGUGCGCGAGCCUGGCAGCGAUGUCACACUAGGCUCCAAAAUCGUCGCCCGCGGGGACCUAAUAUCUCCCGUCGGCGGAGAGAUUGGCUUACUGGCAUCAACCGGCACCAAGACUGUCAAAGUCUUCCGGAAACCACGCGUAGGCGUUUUGAGCACCGGCGACGAGCUCGUCGAGCACAAUGACCCGCGAACUCUAACAGGCGGCCAAAUCCGCGACUCCAACCGCCCAUCUCUUAUCUCAUGCCUGAACUCAUGGGGUUUCGAAACCGUCGACCUCGGCAUCGCUCGCGACACACCUGCUAGUGAGCUCGAGCAUGCCCUCCGCGACUCUCUCCGCGGCGUAGGCCGAGCCUCCACCAGCGUCGACGUGAUAAUCACAACCGGCGGCGUCUCAAUGGGCGAGCUCGACCUCCUCAAGCCGACAAUCGAACGCUCACUCGGCGGCACCAUUCACUUCGGCCGCGUUGCCAUGAAGCCGGGAAAACCAACCACCUUUGCAACUGUCCCUUUCAAACCAACCGGCGAUGCCACAUCCUCCCAGCAGGAGCGCCAAUCAAAACUCAUCUUCUCGCUCCCCGGAAACCCGGCCUCCGCCCUCGUCACUCUCAAUCUGUUUGUUCUUCCCUCACUGCACAAGCUCACCGGCCUGGGCCACAGCUCCCAGGCACUUAGCUCCAGGCCUUGGCUCGCGCCGCAGCUUGGUCUCCCGCGCGUCGCUGUCGUCCUCACACAUCACUUCCCGCUUGAUCCCAAGCGCACGGAGUACCAUCGUGCUGUGGUGACAGCGUCACGCUCGGAUGGUCGGUUGUACGCGACGAGCACGGGGGUUGAGGGUGCCGGACAGCGGUCUUCGAAAGUCGGCAGUUUGGCUAAAGCAAAUGCUCUGGUGGUGUUGCGGGCUGGACGGGGAGUUGGUAUCAAGGGUGAGAUUGUGGAGGCUUUGUUGAUGGGGGAUGUUCAUGGCUCGGACACUCGGGUCAUUUGCUAG
Messenger RNA from Penicillium hordei, 2124 nucleotides. Its product is annotated as bifunctional molybdopterin adenylyltransferase MobB/molybdopterin molybdotransferase MoeA family protein. Gene Ontology annotation, cellular component: cytosol; cytoplasm. The record is from RefSeq and is a predicted model, not a curated record. NCBI's taxonomy places the organism in Eukaryota, Fungi, Ascomycota, Eurotiomycetes, Eurotiales, Aspergillaceae. Gene Ontology annotation, molecular function: molybdopterin molybdotransferase activity. The transcript has 4 exons. Bases 1 to 2124 code for a protein of 707 amino acids. Gene Ontology annotation, biological process: molybdenum incorporation into molybdenum-molybdopterin complex; Mo-molybdopterin cofactor biosynthetic process.